AUGCUGUAACCCUAAUCUUCUGGCUUCAGCCUGCAGACUUCAAUCUUCACAUUCAACCAUUCAGCCACCUACUCGUCUUCAAACUUCAAUCUUCUCUCUUCGUCUUCAAUUUCAUCCAUCUCUUUUCACUCUUCAGUCUCACCUUCGGCUUCACCUUCAUCAUCACUUGUUUAUCCGUCACGGUCAUGGCAUCCCUCUUCUCCAUUCUCUCCCUCGCAAGUACUUCGCCUCGUGCGCUCGUGUCUCCGUCCUCGACCUCGUGCGCCGGAACUGAACCAAAGUAGAGUUGAGAGUCUAGAGUCCAGAACCACGGCAACGGCAAUUCCAAUCUUCCAGAUCUCGAUCUCGUGCUCUCAAUUGGCAAUCGCGUCUGGCAUCACACGACACUCAUGGUACACUUCCACAGCAUUCUUCUUCUUCGCUCAUUUUUUAUCUGAGCAUCUGAUCUGAAAAGAGCUUAAACCACGGCAGUAUCCAUCUGGUCUGAGCUUCCACGAAAGUCGUGCUUAAUUUCAAAUUCUCAAUCUCACCACUCCAUAGUACCUCGAUCUCAAAACUGAGUAACGUCUCAAUCCCAAUCUCCUUAUCCCUCUCAAUCAUGUCUUGCACAGAAGCAUUAUUGUUUGAUUCUCAUCCAAGGAAGAAGUGUAUGGUUGAUUUUUUUUGGGGGGGGGGGGGUACAGGAAAUAGAUUGGGUAAUGAUAUUUGAUUUAUGGAUUUUAUCAUAUUUUUCACUUAAUUUUAUGUAUUUAUAGAAAAAGAAAUGAAAAUAAGUAGAAGGGACAAAAGCACACUAGCCAGCCCUGAAUCCCCUGUUUCAAGGGUCGGACUCUGCAAUUGAUAAUGUCAAAAGGUAAAUGGGUUUUUUGAGCCCUUUUAAACACGAGCCCCUUAAGCGCCGGCCCUUAGAGGCCGAGCUGCCGUUUUCUCAGCUCUAGUUUCCCACAAACGCAAAACAGCCACCAAGUCCCAAUUCUAAAAGCUUUUAACCUUUAUUUUUAUUUUUGUUUUGGUUGCCACUUCCAACCACAUGCCUCAUUGGCUCCUCCUCAUUAGAUUUAGCAACUUUUUGUUUGGUGUGGUCAUCAUAGUUUUUUUUCUUUUUCUUUUUUAUUUGUUUUCUCGCGGCUGUUACGCUUCAAGUAUUCUCCUUUAUCUUGAUCUCUGAUUAAAUCGAUAAAUUUCUAUUGAGGGUUUUGACUUUCGUUUCCUUUGGGAGCAUCGAGUUCGAAGGUUGAGUGGGUCAACGCUCCUUGGAUUGAAGUUUCUAAUGAACAGAUUGCUGGAUCAUUAGCUCAAGAUGCCUUCACUAUUCCUAAUGCUAGCCGAAAAUGAAGGUAUCUUGAAUUGCUUAUGUUGGACUCUUAAAGUUUAAUGUCAACCAUUUAAAUGGAGAGAAGGACUGGAGGUAUUGCAAGUCAGUUGUUUGGGAGUUUAUGUAGUUUUUGGAGAAGAUGCGUGUUUGGUGUUUUAUCUGCAGGUCCUGUUCCGGAUCAUAUUGCUUUCAUCAUGGAUGGGAAUCGAAGGUAUGCCAAGAAGAGAAACAUGGCUGAAGGUGAUGGCCACAAGGCUGGAUUUUCGGCUCUCCUGUCUAUGCUGAGGUAUUGCUAUGAAUUGGGAGUGAAGUAUGUAACUGUAUAUGCGUUUAGCAUUGAUAACUUCAAGAGGCAGCCAAAGGAGGUUCAAUCCCUCAUGGACUUGAUGCGAGAAAAGAUUGAGGAAUUGCUGCAAGAAGAAAGUAUUGUCAACGAAUAUGGUAUUAGAUUGCAUUUCAUUGGCAAUUUGCAACUACUGACCGAACCAGUUAGGGCUGCUGUAGAGAAGGCAAUGAGAGUAACUGCUCAAAACAACCAGAGGGUGCUUUUACUUUGUGUGGCCUAUACAUCACGUGAUGAGAUUGUACGUGCUGUCCAAGAAUCCUGCAAGGAUAAAUGGAAUGAAGUUCAAGCAUCAAAAGAGGCCAAAGGUUCAAAUGGUGUGAUAACAAGAAUUGAUGAAGGUCCGAAGAGAAAUAGCACUUGUGCACUCGAUCAACAUUCUUGCAAAGACUAUUUAAAUGCGACCAAAGCUUGCAGUGCCAGCAAAGGCGCUAAAGAUGCCGGAGGUAGAGAUGGUCAGUUUGCGCAUGCCGUUAAACAACGCCACAAUUAUUGCGGAGAAACUGGAAUUAUACCUUGCAAUGGGGUGAUUGAUAGUACUGAAGGGAUAAGGUAUAAGGAGGGUGAGCUUCCAGCUAUAAAACUAGUUGACAUUGAGAAGCAUAUGUACAUGGCAGUAGCACCUGACCCGGACAUCUUGAUCCGAAGUUCUGGGGAAACCCGACUCAGCAAUUUUCUUCUUUGGCAGACUAGCACAUGUCCAUUGUACGCGCCGGCUGCUCUUUGGCCGGAGAUAGGUUUGCGGCACCUCAUCUGGGCAGUACUGAGCUUUCAGAGACACCACUCUUAUUUGGAAAAGAAAAGGAAGCAAUCUUAAUUUAACGUUAGUAGCCAAAAAAAUCAGUGUUGAUUCUGUUUUGGCUAAAUUGUUUUCCUUUCAUCUACUUUUGGUCUUCGCUUGUAUGUUAUCGUUCUCAGAUCAGUCUUAGUACACAUUUGCAUCCAAUUUUAACUAUUUGUGUGGCCCUGUGUUGCCAUUGCCAAUGUUUAAUAAAGUGUACAAUUAGAUAUUUUGUAUGGAAACCCAGAUUGGACUGGUCGGUUCAUCAUGUGAACUGAUAACUCGAUCUCUUUCCCAA
Messenger RNA from Prosopis cineraria, 2737 nucleotides. Its product is annotated as dehydrodolichyl diphosphate synthase CPT3. The transcript has 2 exons. Bases 1390 to 2475 code for a protein of 361 amino acids. NCBI's taxonomy places the organism in Eukaryota, Viridiplantae, Streptophyta, Magnoliopsida, Fabales, Fabaceae. The record is from RefSeq and is a predicted model, not a curated record. Gene Ontology annotation, biological process: polyprenol biosynthetic process. Gene Ontology annotation, cellular component: endoplasmic reticulum.